AUGAUCAGUGACAUUAAAACCCUUUCAAACGAAUCUACAGCAUUAAGCACCGAUUGGGCUGAAAAUUGCACUAGCACCGAACCACAGUAUGUAAGUACAACGGAUUAUGCCGUGUUGCUCAAUCUCAGCAUAGCAUGUUUUAUAGGGAUGUUCGCCUUGUUUUUAUGUGUCUUCCACUCAUAUCGUGCGACUAUGGAAAGAAGAAAAAUAGUAACUGGGCAUCCUGCUGUGUUUUUAACGCGUAUCAAUGUAGAAGCGAGAGAACCGCAACCAAUGCCACGAGGAAUAUUGAAAACGAACAAGAUACCGGGAUUAUCACAUGCUAAUUCAGAUAAAACACCGCCUCGUUGUGUAACAUUCGAUAUAAUUGAGGAUAAUUAA
This is a messenger RNA of Vavraia culicis subsp. floridensis, 381 nucleotides long. RefSeq lists its product as uncharacterized. The record is from RefSeq and is a predicted model, not a curated record. NCBI's taxonomy places the organism in Eukaryota, Fungi, Microsporidia, Pleistophoridae. The transcript has a single exon. The coding region runs from base 1 to 381 and encodes 126 amino acids.